This is a messenger RNA of Cornus florida, 1709 nucleotides long. Its product is annotated as PTI1-like tyrosine-protein kinase 1. The record is from RefSeq and is a predicted model, not a curated record. Bases 219 to 1424 code for a protein of 401 amino acids. The transcript is spliced from 8 exons. NCBI's taxonomy places the organism in Eukaryota, Viridiplantae, Streptophyta, Magnoliopsida, Cornales, Cornaceae. Gene Ontology annotation, molecular function: ATP binding; protein tyrosine kinase activity. Gene Ontology annotation, biological process: protein phosphorylation.
UAUUAGAACCCACUCAGUUCACACAUUUUCUGUUUUACUCGCCUUUCCUGCAAUUCUUAUCACUGUCUGUUGAAUUCUCUCUUCUUUUUUUUCAAGCAAUUCGAGGGUCUAUGUCACAAUUCAUGUCUUGAAUUUACUGAUUUCAUAGUUCGAAUUACAUUAAAAGGUUAUUUCUUUCUGGGUUGUUUUCAAUCUGUUUGAUUAUUUUUUUGGGGCAAAUGGAGGAAGGCCUUCUUGGACGUGGUUUAGUGGCACAUGUGCCUCCUCCUGGCUAUUUUGUACGUCUGGAGAAUACGGGUUCUGAAGGCAUUCCUUAUUUGAGAAAGAAAGAAAGGAUGCGCAGGUGGCUAUGUUGUUCUUGUCAAGUAGAAGAAUCAUACCCAUCAAAUGAAAAUGAUUACCUCAAAAGCCCAAAGGACCAUGCUGAUGGACACCGAAAAGGGUCAAAGGUGUCAGAUCCUGUCAAAUCUGAAGUUCAAAAGGAAGUGCCACCUAUUGAAGUUCCUGCACUGUCCUUAGAUGAGCUGAAAGAAAAAACUGAUAAUUUUGGAUCAAAGGCAUUGAUUGGUGAAGGAUCCUAUGGAAGAGUAUACUAUGCAAACUUAAAUGAUGAAAAGGCCGUGGCUGUGAAAAAGCUUGAUGUUUCAUCUGAGCCUGAGUCAAAUGUUGAUUUUCUGUCUCAGGUUUCCAUGGUUUCAAGACUCAAGCAUGAAAAUCUUGUUGAAUUGCUUGGUUACUGUGUAGAAGGCAAUCUCCGUGUGUUAGCAUACGAGUUUGCAACCAUGGGAUCUCUGCAUGACAUUUUGCACGGUAGAAAGGGAGUCCAAGGGGCACAACCAGGUCCUGCGCUUGACUGGAUGCAACGUGUGAGAAUUGCUGUUGAUGCGGCAAGGGGACUGGAGUAUUUGCAUGAGAAGGUUCAACCAUCUAUAAUACACAGGGAUAUUAGAUCUAGCAAUGUGCUUCUAUUUGAAGACUUUAAGGCCAAGAUUGCAGAUUUUAACCUUUCAAAUCAGGCACCUGACAUGGCUGCUCGCCUUCAUUCUACUCGAGUUUUAGGAACCUUUGGCUAUCAUGCACCAGAAUAUGCGAUGACUGGACAACUGACACAGAAGAGCGAUGUCUACAGCUUUGGGGUUGUUCUGCUGGAGCUUCUGACUGGGAGGAAACCUGUCGACCAUACUAUGCCUCGUGGACAGCAAAGUCUUGUUACUUGGGCCACUCCAAGACUAAGUGAAGACAAAGUUAAACAAUGUGUAGAUCCAAAGCUCAAGGGAGAUUAUCCUCCAAAAGGAAUCGCUAAGCUGGCUGCUGUGGCAGCACUAUGCGUGCAGUAUGAGUCUGAGUUCAGGCCAAAUAUGAGCAUUGUUGUCAAGGCUCUCCAACCACUUCUGAAGCCUCCUGCCCCAGCUCCCGAGACCUAAGGCAAAUAAAUUCAGUAGCCCCCGUGUUGAAUUUCCUGCAUUUUUCACAGAAUUUGGGUUCUUUCAUUGGUGGAUUUUGUUUUACAAUCUAGACACAUUUUUUUUUUCAAAUUUUUUUUUCUUUGGCAUUUGGGAUUCAGUCGUGUAGGUCUGAAUCGGUCCUCUCGAUGUCUCCUGUUUGUCGAAGUUGUUGCUGAUUGGGAUGUGUGAUGUAUUUGUUCAAGCGUCUGUUUUGCUUUCUUAUUGUUUCCAAUUUUUAUAAUUAAACAAUAGGCCUUCCUUGUA